AUCUACUUGCCUCCGGAGUGGUAGGCAGUGUGAUCAAGUCAAUAUAUGGCGAAGGCCUAGAAAUAUGCAGGUAGGGAGUGCUCGGGUAACCCUCGACGUUCACUCAGUCUUCUCUACUAAUGGCAGGCGACCAUUUUCCAGCCCAGUAUCGUCCCAAGGAGACUGCACUCGAGAUCUUCUCCGAGCAUACAUGGCUCCAAGGCGCUUUCCUUGCAGCUGUCGCCUACGGUAUUCAGUUUGUCCUCUACGUGAUGGCCAGUUACCUGCUCUGGAUGCACCGUCACCAGAACAAAUCCAAAUCGCACAAGAAUAUCUUCCUCAUCCUGUAUAUCUCGAUUAUUUUUACCCUCUCCACACUCUACAUGGCCGGCCUGCUGCAGUUCACUCAGGAAUCCUUCAUCGAUGGUCGAAUGAUUGAAGGCGGCCCGAACGUCUUUGAGAAUGACAUGUUCUCCCUCCCAGUGGACAUGCUUGCCAAUGUGAUCAUGGUCUUGCUCAGCUGGUUCUGCGACGUUAUUAACGUCUGGCGUUGUUAUGUGAUUUACAAAGGUGGUAGAGUCCCGCCCUGGGUCGUGCUACUCAUACCCAUUCUCCUUUACUUCGCAUCCAUAGCCUUUGGAAUCUUGUUCUUGAAACAAGUAGGCACGGUAUCCCAGUCGCCUUGGGAUACCUCUGGAAUCAAUUUCACGAUUCCUUAUUACACUAUGUCCCUGGCUUUGAACAUCCUCGUCACGCUCCUCAUUGUCCUGCGUCUCUUGAUCUACCGUCAUCGGAUCACCAGAGCCAUGGGUCCAAUGCAUGGCUCUCACUACACCUCGCUCGUGGCUAUGGUCGUCGAAUCAGCCGCUAUUUACUCUACGUUCGCGCUCUGCUUCUUGGUACCAUUCGCAGUCAACAGUCCCGUGGCUCAGCUGUUCUUGCAAGGGCUAGCUCAAAUACAGGGCGUCUCUACAUUCCUCAUCAUCUUCCGUAUCGCUCAAGGCAAGGGUUGGUCUCACGAUGCGUACACCAACGCCAUGACAGCCUCCACUACUACUGGUGUUGCAACCCACACUAUCGGUGGCACUCAAAGGGUACAAUUCCAGCACUUAAAGUCCAAGUCUAGUAGCUUCGGCUCAGGUGAACGGAGCACGGGAACGAACGAGGAUCCCAUAAUGCUCAAGGAGAUGCAGCAGAUUUCUUCGAGUUCCUCUGACCGUGAAGGUGUUAAGGUUUCAAAGUCCGUCUUGGUCCAGGAGAGCGUUUGAGGAUUGCCUGUGUAUCUUGGCCCCAUGUACUUUUUUAGUUUACAUAUGUACUUACUUUGCUGUGAUAUAUAAUUAACGUGAUAUGACACUAGCCCCGACCACUUACAAAAAAAUACAUUUGUCGGGGG
Molecule: messenger RNA, 1375 nt
Organism: Marasmius oreades (fairy-ring Marasmius)
Lineage: Eukaryota; Fungi; Basidiomycota; Agaricomycetes; Agaricales; Marasmiaceae
Exons: 4
Coding region: 120-1247 (375 amino acids)
Source: RefSeq, a predicted model, not a curated record